CACGCCGCUACCCCAGACAACGGGCUCGAUGCUUCCCCCAUAUCCAGUGCCGCCACCCCCAUCCGCUGCUCAGAUUUCAGACUUUCAGUCGUCAAGCCGUACCUCGCAGGUAACCGCCGGUCAGCUCGAUCAUGGCAACCGCCGAACGUGCAGCAAGUCGGGGUGGUUAUCUCCCCCACCAGUACAAAGAGUCCGCCGGCCGGAGCCCGCCGACCUGCCUUACCCUUGCCGUGGGCGAGGCACGCGCAGCUCUCUGGAUUGGAUUCGCACAACACUCGCGGCGCCCGACGUCAACUCCAUUGCCGCCGGCGCCCGACGGACUCCAAGCUGAGCUGAUCCAGCGCCGUGCUGCUCCCGGUUCCGCACGGUGCCGCGUGGGCAAGGUUGAGGUGUGCAUGGUCAUAUUCAUCCUAUUCUGCAUGAGCCAGUCCUCCAAAAAGGAGGAAUCCUGGCUCCAUCACUGCAUCGCUGAGGUCACGGGUGAGGAGCUAGCUAGCUAGCUAAGUCGAUCAUGGAGGUAUGGCCGCCGCUGCUGGUUGUCAUCCUCACGCUCUGUGUUGUCUCUCUCUGCUGCGGCCUUGAGGCCGUGGCGGAGAACGUGACUGUGGCACAACUACUCCCGAUGCCGUCGUACCACAGGGGUUUGGCUACCUACAAUGCCAAGAACUUCGGCGCUGAAGGCAACGGCACCAACGACGAUACCAAAGCGUUGAUGGCAACAUGGAAGGCAGCGUGUGGGGCAUCCGGCAAGGUGACGCUGUUGAUCCCGCCGGGGACGUACUACAUCGGGCCGACACAGUUCCAUGGUCCCUGCAAAGCCUCCACCAUCACCUUCUUGCUGCAGGGGACGCUCAAGGCGGCGUCGGAUCUGAAGCGUUUUGGCAAAGACUGGAUCGAGUUCGGGUGGGUGAAAGACCUCACCGUUGCCGGACAGAACAAUGCCAUCAUCAAUGGCCAGGGUGCCGCCUCCUGGCCGUUCAACAUGUGUCCCAUCCGAAAGGACUGCAAAGUCCUCCCCACGAGCGUGCUGUUCGUCAACAACCAGAACACGGUGGUGCGCGACAUCACGUCGGUGAACAGCAAGUUCUUCCACAUCGCACUGCUGCAGAAUAAGAAUAUUAAGUUGAUCAACAUCCAGAUCAACGCGCCCGAGAACAGCCCAAACACGGACGGCAUCCACAUCGAGCGAAGCACGGGUGUGGUGAUUUCCGACACCCGUAUCAGCACAGGAGAUGACUGCAUCUCCAUCGGCCAGGGGAGCAACAACAUCGACAUCGCCCGCGUCCACUGCGGCCCGGGGCACGGCAUGAGCGUCGGCAGCCUUGGACGGUACGUGGGCGAGGGCGACGUCACCCGCGUCCAUGUCAGGGACAUGACCUUCGUGGGCACCAUGAACGGCGUCCGGAUCAAGACGUGGGAGAACUCCCCUACCAAGAGCCUGGCCGCGCACAUGCUGUUCGAGAACAUGGUGAUGAAGGACGUGCAGAACCCCAUCAUCAUCGACCAGAAGUACUGCCCUUACUACGACUGCGAGCACAAGCACGUCUCCGGGGUCACCCUCAAGGACAUCACGUUCAAGAACAUCAAUGGGACGUCGUCGAUGCCGGUGGCCGUGCUGCUCCGGUGCGGCGUGCCGUGCCAGGGCGUCGUGCUGCAGGACGUGGACCUGAAGUACAUGGGAGAGGGAGGGUCCUCGUCAAAGUGCGAGAACGCCAUGGCCACGUACGUUGGCUACCAGCACCCAGAGCCAUGCGCCUAGUCGGCCAGUUUGAUUCUGGUGGAUGCUGGUGCGACCUUAAUUUAGUUCUCCUUUUCUUCUUCUUCUAAUCUAAUUAAUCAAUGUUUCCUAGACGAAUUUGUUGUUUCCUGUUGCUUAGAAUGUUUUGUGUGUGUGCGGCAUUAGGGAGCUGCCAAUUGCUGGCAUCUACGGAGUACUGUACUUGCCUAGUUGCUCAAUCAGUGAACCCGAUCGUCUGACAAGUGGUCUCUGUGCUUA
Molecule: messenger RNA, 1996 nt
Organism: Triticum dicoccoides
Lineage: Eukaryota; Viridiplantae; Streptophyta; Magnoliopsida; Poales; Poaceae
Product: exopolygalacturonase-like
Exons: 7
Coding region: 512-1759 (415 amino acids)
Biological process (GO): carbohydrate metabolic process
Molecular function (GO): polygalacturonase activity
Source: RefSeq, a predicted model, not a curated record